AUGGCCCUGAUGAUGAAGGAGUCAGUGAGCCACCCACCGGCCUGGGAUCUCCCCACGGUUCCUGAAUCGCUCCUGUCCACAGUCGGUGACCACGACAUCACCCUGCCCGCCAACAUCACCAGCCCCUUCUCCACCCAUCAGUGGAACACCACCGUGCCCGCGCACACCAGAAACACCUCACGGCACACCAUCGAACAGGACGACUGCAGCCCUCGCAACGUGACGCUGGGUUACUACGUGACCAGCGGGAAGAGCGUCUAUGUUUCCUCGUUGGUCGUCGACGCCCUGAACGUUUACGGCUUUGACAAGCUGCUGUCGGACAUCAGGCAGCACACACCGCUGGUGAAGGCGGUUCUGCUUCCUGUCGCCACCUGGCUGCCACCGCCGAGUGUCCACCUGCAGCUGAAAACAGUGUUGAGGUUUGUUGGCCCAUUGGAUCACAUCUACUCCUGCAGCUUCAUCCAGAUGUUGGAGCAGCGACUGGAAAACGCCUUUGAUGAGGCCCAGGACAAAGUGCUGGAGACCUACAGUAGACUCACUGUGGAGGUUUUGAGUGUGUCCCAGGAACCAGGGUCUCCCUCCGUCUCUCUGGUGUAUGUGGUGAAAAAUCAGGACGCUUUCCUGAAUGGAACCAUUUCCAGCGGCCUCCUGAACCAGCUAACUGCCGAGCUGGUGGGAUACUUUCUCUUCUACCCCCCGCUGGUCAUUGCUGAGCCUCUUGAAUAUCAUAAUCUCAACACAUCGACAGCGACCAAAAUCUACUGGGUGAAAACAGUUAUCCAGGAUGUAGACGCCUCCUCCCUGGAAGCUAACUACCAAAGCUUUGCCAGCCUGAUGGAGCAGCGCCUGGCCGAGCUGUUCCUGGUGGCAGGCAGGCAGACCCCUCGUAUAGCCAGGUCUCGUCGGGCCACCACUGUAGGGGGCUACACUGUACAGAUGGUGAGCAUGCGUCGACUUCCUGGUCCCAAGAACCCAGCAGAGAUCACGUACUACGCACAGCUGAACGGUUCCCCUAUCACUGGGACCACCGCCGCCAAGACCCUCAGCAGCCUGGACUCUCAGACCAUGGCCCUGACACUCGGAUACUUUGUACAAGUUCAGGCUGAACCUGUCAUAAAGACACCGCCCAGCAACCUGUGGAUCAUGGCGGUUCUCACUCCACUCUUCCUGUUGUUGGUUGUUAUUGGGAUGGUGGCCUUCAUCAUCUGUAAGAGGAACAAGAUCAUGUUUAAAAGUGGUGCUUUCAGGACCUUCAAGACACGGUCCAAGCCUGUUCAGGGAUUCGACUAUGCCAAGAAGCACCUGGGGCGGACUGGUGACGAAGCCGUCUCUGUUACCAAGGAGACGCUGGUUUUGGGACUGCCUGUGAGAGACGCUCCACUGUCACUGUCACUGGACAAGAUUUCCCACCAGGACGGGACAGGCAGCAAGAGACCUCCAUCUGCUGCAGUGCACAGUGCAGGGCGGUUGCCAAGUGAGGAGGAAGGCUCAGUGUCAAGUAACGGCUCUGGGAAGCUGAACACCAGCAAAAGCUCAUCGGCACGAAUGACUGUGACUGGAAGCAGCAGCAAGAAUGGAAAGGAGGAGCUGCAGAGGAGAGAUCCUUAUGAGGACCAUUCAGGCUCUCUGCACCUCAUCACUAUCAAACCUAUGACAGCCCAGCCCACCUACUCGUACCCCUCGUCCUCUUCUCACAGCCAAGACUCUGUGGCGGUAAAUGGAGAGACGAACCACACUGGACUGAAGCAGAAGUCCGACAUUGAGCACUACAGAAACAAACUGCGACAGAAGGCCCGGAGGAAGGGCUAUGGGGAGUUCUCACUGUCCGAGAGCAGUAGCUAUGGCUACAGCCACCGUGGAGCCCGGCACAGCCGACAUGACGGGGGGCUCAAAGAGCCAAUGACAGCAGAGGAGAAGAGAGCGUCCUUCGCGGGAUGUCAUAAGAGGUUUUCCCACCCUCGAGAGCCCACUUACUGGAGUCGUCAGUCCCUGAGUAGCCCAAGUCCGGUGGAGACGGAGAUGGACCUGCUGGUGCUCAGAGAGAGGUCCAGGAGAGGCAUUCGCAAUAAUGGAUAUGAUGGUGAGCCGGAGCCAUUCGAGGAGACCAACGUGGACCGUCUCAUGAGUUCUCUUGGAUAUGGAGGCAGAUCGACAGGAACUGGAAACAGCAGUUUGGGGGUGAAAGGUCAUCGUGGUUCUGAUUCAUCCACCCUCAGCUCGCAGCCGUCCAUUGACGAAGUCCGCACGCAGAUGCACAUGUUGCUAGGAAACGCCUUCAGUCUGGCACUGCCAGACCGCGACCCUCCUUCCCCUCCAAGCAGCCACCACCAUCAUCACCACCAUGCUCACAGCGCCUACAACCCAUCCCACAGCGCCCACUACAGCGAUGGGGUGACCAGCGCCCCCGGGACCAUGAACCAUCCCUGUGGGAGCCGGCAGAGGAGCUUUGCCUACGAAGACAUGCACCAGUGCAGCCUGCCCAAACCGGGUUUUCGCUUCACCCAGCUUCCUGAUAUGGGCAUCGGUUCUCCCCCACCACUGAUUCCCUCAAGACCUGGAGCUCCACCCGGGACGUCGCUGCGACGUUCCACUCCUGAUGUUAGUGUGAAACCUCGUGUGUCCGAGGCCUCGGACCUGCAGACCCAGCAGCACAACGGUACCCCCUACCUGCCGCUGUCCAGGACACCUUUCCCUGCUGUUACUGUCGACCAGUCCAUCAGCACCUACUCAGGAAACCCAAUAACAGCUGUCUAUGCCAUAUCGGCCAACCGCCCAGGAUACUCCGACUACUUCGUCAUGUCACCUCCAUCCUCGUACCGGAGCCCGUCCUGGAUGUCCUACCCACCUGAACCAGAAGAUCUACCCCGACAGUGGAACGACACGCCGCUGAGCUCCCGUCACCUUGAAACCAUCUGCUGAAGUGGUUUGUUACAGCAACAGUGGACAGAUUGGUCUCCAUUAUCAUCCUGAAUGAGUGGCUACUGAUGGAUGAGGCCUUUUCAUCCAUCCAUCCAUCCCUCCAUCCAUUUUCAACCACGUAUCUGGAACUGGGUCGCGGGAGCAGCAGUCUAAGCAGCAACUUCCUGUCUUCGGACUUCCUGUCCUCAGACCUCCUAUCCCCAGACUCUUCCUCCAGCUCAUCCUGAAGGAUCCAAAGACGUUGUCAGUCUAGCCCAGAGACAGAGUCUCGCCUGAGUGUCCUGCAUAUUCCCUGGGGCCUCCUCCCAGUGGGACAUGUUGAUAACUCCUCGCCAGUGAGGCGUCCAUCCUAAACAGAUGCUGAGCCUCCUCAGCUGGCUCCUCUGUAUAUGGAGGAGUAGUGGCUCUACACCAAGCUUCCUCCCUGAUGACGUAGCUCCUCCACCCUGAUGAUGUAGCCCCUC
Messenger RNA from Salarias fasciatus (jewelled blenny), 3383 nucleotides. RefSeq names its product UPF0606 protein KIAA1549L-like. The transcript is spliced from 22 exons. Lineage: Eukaryota; Metazoa; Chordata; Actinopteri; Blenniiformes; Blenniidae. The record is from RefSeq and is a predicted model, not a curated record. Bases 1 to 2919 code for a protein of 972 amino acids.